UGGGACUUUAAACCCUCGCAGACGGUGAUCACCUGUUCACCGGGGGAGACGGUGCUCGCCUUCUACACCGCCCGAAAUCACCUCGAUCGGCCGGUUAAUGGCAUCGCCACCUACACCAUCCUCCCCUACGAGGCGGGCAAGUACUUCAACAAGAUCCAGUGCUUCUGCUUCGAGGAGCAGCAGCUGAAUGCGGAGGAGGAGGUCGACCUGCCCGUCUUCUUCUACAUCGACCCCGAGUACAGCCGCGACCCGUACCUGUUUGAGAAUGAGGACAUUGUCCUCUCCUACAACUUCUUCGAGACGAAGGAGGGCUACAAGCUGCCGAAGCAGCCGGGCACGAGGGUUCACCUGCCCUCCAUUGACAACCAAGCUCGUCUCAAACAGCAGUCUGAAGUUGCCUCAGUAGCCUAG
This is a messenger RNA of Rhagoletis zephyria (snowberry fruit fly), 411 nucleotides long. Lineage: Eukaryota; Metazoa; Arthropoda; Insecta; Diptera; Tephritidae. The record is from RefSeq and is a predicted model, not a curated record.